Syngnathoides biaculeatus (alligator pipefish) is the source of this 1077-nucleotide messenger RNA. It is a transcript of the gene syngr2a, whose product is annotated as synaptogyrin 2a. The transcript has 4 exons. Bases 131 to 811 code for a protein of 226 amino acids. Lineage: Eukaryota; Metazoa; Chordata; Actinopteri; Syngnathiformes; Syngnathidae. The record is from RefSeq and is a predicted model, not a curated record. Gene Ontology annotation, cellular component: neuromuscular junction; synaptic vesicle membrane.
UUUUCAGGAAGUACUUUUGACGUGCCACUAAGAGAGAAACUUUUUGUUUCCGGCAUAGUUUCCAAGCUUUUGAUGACGUCUCCGCGAGUAAUUUAAAAACACACACCCAAAAAAAGAAAAGAAAAAAGAAAUGCAAAGCAACGCUUACGGAGCUCCGCUGGCCGGUGGUGCGUUCGACUUUGGGAGUUUUGUGAAAAAGCCUCAGACGAUUCUCCGAUGCCUGAGUUGGCUGUUCGCCGUCGUAGUGUUCGCCACCAUCACGGCGGAGGGCUACAUCAAUUCCAGCACGGAGCAGGAGACCGUGUGCAUGUUCAACCGCAGGGACAGCGCGUGCAGCUACGGCGUGGGGAUCGGCGUGCUGGCCUUCCUGGCGUGCGUGGCCUUCGUGGUGCUGGACGCCUACUUUCCGCAGAUCAGUAACGCCAAGGAGAGGAAGUACAUCAUCAUCGGGGACUUGGUCUUCUCGGGGGUUUGGACGUUCCUCUGGUUCGUCUGCUUCUGCGUCCUGGCCAACCAGUGGUCCUGGACCACCAACCCCGCCGUGCCGGGCGACGCCGCUCGCGCCGUCGUGGCUUUCGCCUUUUUCUCCAUCGUCUCAUGGGGUCUGUUGUCCUAUUUCGCCUACGAGCGCUAUCGCCAAGGCCUGAGCGACUUGGACCGGCAGUACACGGACCCCGCUGUGGACCCGCCGUACCCCCCGACCCCCUACGCCACCAGCAGCAGCAGCGGCGGCGGCCCCGCCGGCUACCAGCAGUCGCCGUUCUCCCAAACCCAAGAGAAUCCCGGAGAGUACCAACCGCCGAGCUAUUGAAAGACUAAUGCCGAAUUUGGACAGAUGUGGUGAAGGGCAUUCAUAUUUGCCAAAUUUGCCUUACCGACACACCUGUUCCCACCUCUUCUCUUCCAGCGGGACAUGUGCGCUUUGUUGUGUUGAUGAUAUUUUCUCUGGAAGGGAAAAGGGGGCCGUGCUGCUUUCUUGUCUUUGUACCAAAACCACUUGGAACUCCAGUGUCACCCUCAGCGCCACGGCAUCACGACAGAGGUUAUCGCUUUAUCAGGUUUUUUUUUUUUUUUUUU